GCGGCGCGGGCGGGCCGGGGCUGAGGGACACUGUUUGCCAACACCUCAGCCGGAGUGUUUGUCCAGCCAGCCUGUGCGGCUCGCCGGCACCUCUGCCUUGCCCUCCCUUCCUUCCCCGACAGCUUCUGGCGGCCCAAGUGGACGUGGUGUUGCUUCGUCAGCCUCCGAGGCGAGCGCAGGGCCCUGCACCGGUUCACGAACAGCGUUUUGGACCGUAUCUUUGCUGCCAGGAACCAAGAGCCAGUUCGCUGAAUUAUCGUCCCAGUCACUAGGAUUGCUGCGAAUCUCUGGGAAGGUCUGCGGGUACGUCCACGUGCCAACGAGGCACACCUGGAAGCCAUUUUCAAGAACUUUUGUCACAGGUGUAAAAGACUCCAGGCCUGCAAAGAUGCUGAAACAGAUACUAUCAGAGAUGUACAUAGAUCCCGAUCUGCUGGCAGAGCUUAGCGAAGAACAGAAACAGAUCCUGUUCUUCAAGAUGAGGGAGGAACAGAUCCGCCGAUGGAAAGAAAGAGAAGCAGCAAUAGAAAAAAAAGAGUCCUUGCCAGUGACGUCCAGGCCAAAGAAAGAGAACAGCAAAUCUGUUCAUUGGAAACUGGGAGCCGAUAAGGAAGUCUGGGUCUGGGUGAUGGGCGAACACCAUCUAGACAAACCAUACGAUGUGAUCUGUAAUGAAAUUAUUGCUGAGAGGGCCCAGCUGAAAGCAGAGCGGGAAGCGGAAGAGCUCAGAAAAACUCAGUCCAAAGAAUUCGCCAAUAGCUUGAAAACGAAAUCACGAUAUUAUGAUCUGCAAGCACCAGCUACCCAGGAGACUCAGAAUAUCUAUAAGAAAGCAACAGAAGAGGAAGAAUUGGGGAAAGGCUCUAGACCAGCACCACUCCUUGAAGAAGAGAAAAUUCCAUCACUCUCCAGUUCCUCAAGAAAUAUUCAACAAAUGUUGGCAGAUUCUAUCAAUCGUAUGAAGGCAUAUGGAUUUCACCAGAAGAAAGAAUCCGUGAAGAAAACACAAGAUGAAGAACUAAAACAAAUAGAUGAGGAGAAAACCAAGCAGAUUUAUAAAAGCUGGAAAGAAGAUUCAGAGUGGCAGGCAUCUCUGCGAAAAUCCAAAGCAGCUGAUGAGAAGAGACGCUCUUUGGCUAAACAAGCGCGGGAAGACUACAAGAGGUUAUCCCUAGCGGCUGAAAAAGGAAGAAGCGGUGAGGGACCACAAAGCGCCCCAGGUGUUCCACAGAAACCAAAAAGACCCCCCCUUCCACCCAAGCCUCAUUUCCUAAACCUGGCGGGAUACCCUCGAAAGCCUCUUAGAAACCAGGGAAUGACCAGGAUGGCAUCCAACUCUGCCCAGGAGGACAUCAUUCGGUGGUUUAAAGAGGAGCAGCUACCACUGCGAGCGGGCUACCAGAGAACCUCAGACACCAUAGCUCCCUGGUUCCAUGGUAUUCUGACAUUAAAGAGAGCAAAUGAACUUCUGAGCACAUGCGUGCCGGGCAGUUUUCUGAUCCGUGUCAGUGAAAGGAUCAAAGGCUAUGCCCUGUCCUAUCUGUCUGAGGAUGGCUGUAAGCAUUUCCUCAUAGAUGCCUCUACGGACUCCUACAGCUUCCUGGGCGUGGACCGGCUGCGGCACACCACCCUGGCAGCGCUGGUGGACUAUCACAAGGAGGAACCCAUAACUUCCCUGGGGAAAGAGCUCCUUCUCUACCCCUGCGGUCAGCAGGACGAGCCGCCCGACUACCUGGAGCUCUUUGAGUGACAGCCUCCAUCGUGUCAUCCUGCUCCUUCCAGCUGGGCUUUCCUCUGGGUAAACGCUGCUCAACUAGGCCUUUGCGUGAGAAGCCAAAGUUAGCCUGCAGCAGAGCCAACACUGAUCAACGGUCAAGUGUCCUUGGAGCCCCGUGGAAAUCUCUCUUCUGCACAAAUGCUGGCAUUUAACGUUAAGAGAAAAUUACCUCUGCAUCCUAUUCACUCCAAAAGUAAAGGGAGAUGAUCCCCAAUUUCAGCAACUACAUGAAGGAUACAACCGUAAUGAUGUAUAUAAAAUGAACACAGAAGAAAUUGAAACCUUUUAGGAAUUAAGGCGUACUUCAAAAACCAGUAGCUCCUGUCAACUAUUUUAUGACCUCUCCGCUCCCUCUUUGCAUCAUUUCGCAAUGUCUCAGGAUGGUGUUUGUGUUUAAGUUCCAUGUUGGCCUUGGGGAACUGGCGGAAAAGGCUUCACUGGUGGUUGAACCAAUGCUGCAAACACACUUCCUUUAUUAUGCAUGUUGGAGCCAAGAUGUAAGGAAGAGACAUAGAAAAACAAACCUUGGGAAUGUGAAUCGAAUGAGGAGUUAAAACUGAGGAGGAGAGGCUUACCGUGGCAGGAAAUCCUCGGACGGUAGGGGAGUGAGCGAAGAGCUGUGAGCGUUUCCUCGUCCUGGAGGACAGCACGGGGCUCGCCCUGCGACCGUGGCUCGGUGGGAGAGCACACCACGAAGGGUGAGGCCCGCGCACUCGCCAGGUGCGGACAGACCAGCGCGGAGAGCGAGCCGUUGCAGGAGCGCUUGCUCUGGGUUGGAUGGUGUCCCCAGGAAGAUAGGUUGAAGUCCUAAACCCUGGUACCUGUGAAUGUGGCCUUAGUUGGGAAUAGGGUCUUUGCCGAUGUGAUCAAGUGAAGAUGAGUUGCUACUGGAUUCAGUGCACCCUCCAUCCAAGGACAGGCGUCCUUCUAAGGGGAGAGGGCUUGGGAAACAGAGACCCGCAGAGGUGAGGCGGCCCUGGGAAGCCAGGGAAUGCCAAGGAGUGCUGGCCACCCCCACAAGCCAGGGUCCUCCCUGGAGCCUUAGAGGGGAAUGUGGCCUUGCUGACACCUUGGUUUCAGACUUCGAGCCUCCAGAGCUGUAAGAGAAUAAAUUUGUGUUGUCUUAAGCCACUGAGUUUAUGGUCAUCCGUUACAGCCGCCCUCGCAAACUCAGAGGUUCGUGUCAUGACAGAACCUGAUGGGUGUUGUGUACCAUUUGUGGCUACACAGCCUACGCUCCUGAGAAGGAAGGAAGAGGGGAGAGGAGAGGAAGCUCCUCGCCGGCUCUGUUCCACUCUGGGAUGCAGGUUUGCUCAGGCAGGAAUCUUAUGCCCACUGCAUCCGCACCCCCCCCCGCCCCCGCCAGCAACUCUCGGGCCGGCCCGGCGAGGGGGACGCCUCUGGGCAGUGACCAAGAGUGCUCUGGGCCAGAGAGUCGUCCUCUGGGAAGAUGGAGGCUGGCUUGUACUCCAGGCCUAUCCCUGUCUCAGCAGUUUUUCAAAGGAGCAAACGUUGUGGCAGUUUAUUCAUGAGGUUGUUGGUUGUGUAACACACUCACAGACCCUGUAAAAUGUAACCGGAGAAGAGGGUGGGGUACGUGUGUGUAUGUGUGUGUAUGGGUGCAUGUGUGUGCUCUCAUGAGAAAGUUUUUAAACACCGAUCACUGUGAAGCGUUUCCUGAAAUGUCCCACGUGUUUCUAUAGUCUGAACGACAACUGUCAAUGAGACAUUUGUCCAAGACGACCUGUCUUUAGCUGUCAUUUCUAACUGUGAUUCAACAGCCAUGACAUUUUAGAAUUGCAAAGACCACACAGGACCCAUAUCUGCCCACCAUUAGCUCUCUGAACUCUAGUUUUCACUUCUAAUAAAAAAAGUAUUUUUUUAGUUGAGGUGUACUUGACAUUUAACAUUAAAUUCGUUUCAGGUAUACAACAUAAUGAUUUGACAUGUGAAAUGUUUGUGAAAUGAUCACCACUGUAAGUCUGUCAUCCAUCACCUUAAAAAGUCACGAAAUUUUUUUUCUUCUGAUAACUUUUAAGAUCUACCAAGUUGCUAAGAGCAACUUUUAAAUGUGCACUCUAGCAUUAUCCACUAUAGUCACCAUGCUGUACAUCCCCAUGACUUAUUUAUUUUAUAACUGCAAGUCUGUACCUCUUGACCCCCUUCACCCACUUUGCCCACCACCCCAACCCUCCUUCGCUAUGGCAACCACCAAUCUGUUCUCUGUAUCUGUGAGUUUGGCUUGGUUUAUUUGUUGUUUAGAUUGCACAUAUAAGUGAAACCAUAGGGUAUUUGUCUCUCUCUGACUUAUUUCACUUCACAUAACAACAUCAAGGUCCAUCCGUGUUGCAAAUGGCAAGAUCUCAUUCUUUUUUAUGGCCGAGUAAUAUUCCAUUGUGUGUGUGUGUGUGUGUGUGUGUGUGUAUAUAUAUAUAUAUAUAUAUAUAUACACAUAUAUAUAUAUAUAUAUAUCACCUCUUUUUAUCCAUUCAUCUGUUGAUGGACACCGAGGUUGCUUCCAUUAUCUUGGCUACUGUAAAUAAUGCUGCAGCGAACCUAGGCAUGCAUGUAUCUUUUCAAAUUGGUAUUUCUGUUUUCUUUGGAUAAAUACCCAGAAGUAGAAUUGCUGGGUCACAUGGUAGUUCUAUUUUAAUUAAAAGAAGGUGCUUUUACUAGCUGAUUUUUAUUAAUUUCAUCCAGUUCUGAAAUCUUAUGGUUCUGUAAUGAAUAGAAAAGUACCCUGUAGUCACUAAUCAUUAUGAAGACAUACGAUUCCAGCAUCACCCUCUGUCUAAAAUUAUUUUGGAGGAAAUAAGUACAGUCAUAUCCAGAUAUAAUGACACUAAGUAACAUCCUACUGUGGGAUGAUUUAGUAAACGGGAAAUGACCUGACUGAAUUAACCUAAUAGUACAAGGGGGAGCAGAUCUGAGUUCUGU
Molecule: messenger RNA, 4714 nt
Organism: Mirounga angustirostris (Northern elephant seal)
Lineage: Eukaryota; Metazoa; Chordata; Mammalia; Carnivora; Phocidae
Gene: SH2D4A
Product: SH2 domain containing 4A
Exons: 10
Coding region: 389-1750 (453 amino acids)
Cellular component (GO): cytoplasm
Molecular function (GO): phosphatase binding
Source: RefSeq, a predicted model, not a curated record